Bactrocera oleae (olive fruit fly) is the source of this 1610-nucleotide messenger RNA. The record is from RefSeq and is a predicted model, not a curated record. NCBI's taxonomy places the organism in Eukaryota, Metazoa, Arthropoda, Insecta, Diptera, Tephritidae.
UGGCAUUCAAUCGGUUACGUUCGCGUCUUAUCCAUUUGUUCCAGUGGUUGAAUUACUAGUGUUAUAUGGUAAUGGCAAUAUGUUGUUGAUAGUGGUUCGUCCUUAUGUCGGUUGCGCUGCUUUUAUUAGUUCUUUUAAAUCAGCCUUGAACGCGUAAUGUAUUGUAAUAAGGCUUCAAGUGAUAUAUUCAACUUUGUCAAAGGCGUAAUAAUUAUGUUACAAUGCAAGCAACUUGUGAAGAAAUGAGUUAUAUUAAUACAAUUAAUAUGCAUAUUUUAAAUAUUAUAUACCGCUUUCUUCAUUGGCGCUAUGAGAGCCUACUUGAUUACUCUUGGUUGUUUUAUUGAUGAUUAAUGCAGAUACAACAAUUUUCGUAAACACACAAAAGGAUCACAAGUGAAAAUUUAUAAUAAAUCCAAUAAGUAGUUUAAAAAAUGGCUGCUUUAAAGGGUAAUAUAAGACAAAUUACAUUGUUUCAUCAUUGUUUAAUAUUAUUCUUGUAUUUUUUGUAUGUGCUUUGUUGCUGCGCUGAUGCAUUAUCUCUAUGACGGAAUGGUUAUAUAUGUACAUAAUAGCAUUACUAGUGUGCGCAUUUUUAACAUGCUUGGGCAUGACAUUCCUUAUAUUGGCGUGCGCAGUGCCACAACCGAAGAUUUUCUAUCCGUUCUUUGUGUUGCUAUUUUACGUCCUAUCCGUGUUACCGGUAUUCGUAGCCAAACGCUUCAAUCAAGGCAAUGAAACUAAUCCAAAGACAGAGUUCGCACUAUUCCUUUGCGCUGGUAUGGUGCUGAGUGCAUUUGCUUUUCCAAUGGUACUAGCGCAUAGUCAAGUGAUUACUUGGACCGCAGCUACACUUACAAUUAUCAGUAAUGUGAUUAACUAUUUAACUAUAUUCGCUUAUUCAAUGAGAGAUAGUGAAUUUGAUGCACCCUACGGUGGAAUGUUCUAAAUACUAGUUUUUUAUUUUUAUCUUGUUUUUGUUCUUUUAAAUAUUUGAAUGAAGAGACUCUAAACAAAAGGACUGUAACGACUGCAAAUAGUAGUAUCUACAUGAUACAUAUAAAACCAACAACAACAACAACAAAAUAUCAUCGCAAAUACAACGCAAUGUAAACUACGAUUUGAAGAAAAUUUUAACUCCCGUUGGACUUGAGUGUAAACGUCGUCGAGAUGCAAGUAGAUUUUACAAAGGCUCGGUAGAAUAUCAUACGCAUUGCAGUUGUAUACAGAAACACAUACAUAAAGUAAUAAUAUUUAGUUUUAAGAUGAAAAGCUUUUUGUAUCUACAAUUGAUGUGCUAAAACAGAAAUUGCUGCUAAAUUGGCACAUUUUUUGUUUCGAAAAAAAUUACAAAGUCGGGCGGAAUUAAACUAACCAAGUUACUCGAUUUGAAGAGACACGAAUAAAAAAAAAAUAAAUAAAAAUAAAUGUAUGUUAUAUAAACGUCAUGCGCAAUAUUAGGAAUCUCCUUUGUGUAGUAAUAGACACUUAAUGUUUGUAUGUGUAGUACGGAAUUACAGUAUGUGGCACCACUGCAUUGCAAUAUUUUAUUUUAAAAUUUACUAAAUAAUCCAUUCAAAACCAUUUUAUGAAUAAAAAAAUUGGCAAAC